CUCCUUCUCUUGUUGUUCUUCUCGCCUUAGACGAUGUGGGGCUCUGGGGCUGCCGCGCUGCAGUUGCUCUCGCGGGCCACCAAGCACGCCUUCGCCCAGGGAGCCCGGCAGGACCCGAGCCGCUGGCUCGGCGCGGCUGGAGAGCCGGGCGAGGCGGCGGGGAGAGGAGGCGCAGGAGCAGGAGCCGCGGAAGGGCUGCUCUUCGGGGAGCAGAACGGGCUGCAUCACUAUCCGCCGCCGCAUCAGGAGCCGUCGGUGGAGAUCCUGCUAUGCCAGUUGCCCGAAGCGGGGCCCGGCUUGCCCGAGGGCAGGACAUGGCGCUGCUCGGGCUGCCUGCUGGGCACCUGCUGGUGCAAGAGCUGCCUGAGCGUGUGCUUCUUGGCGGCGCUGUGCUUCGCCUCGCUCGCCCUGGUGCGCCAGUACCUGCGGGACCUGAUGCUCUGGGCCGAGAGCUUGGACAGCCUGGCCGGCGUGCUGCUCUUCACCGUGGGCUUCAUCGUGGUGUCCUUCCCGUGCGGCUGGGGCUACAUCCUGCUCAACGUGGCCGCCGGCUACCUCUACGGCUUCGUGCUGGGCAUGGGCCUCAUGGUGCUCGGGGUCCUCAUCGGCACCUUCAUCUCCCAUGUGGUGUGCAAGAAGCUGCUGGCCCGAUGGGUGCUGGCCAGGAUCCAGGGCAGCGAGAAGCUCAGCGCUGUCAUCCGCGUGGUGGAGGGAGGAAGCGGCCUCAAGGUGGUGGCCCUGGCCAGGCUCACCCCGAUACCCUUCGGGCUCCAAAACGCCAUCUUCUCUAUCACAGAUCUUUCGCUACCGAACUACCUGAUGGCUUCUUCCAUUGGAUUGCUUCCAACUCAGCUCCUAAACUCCUACCUGGGCACCACUUUGCGCACAAUGGAAGAUGUUAUUGCAGAACAAAGUGUUAGUGGAUAUUUCGUUUUUAGUUUGCAGAUUGUGAUAAGUAUAGGACUUAUGUUCUAUGUUGUUCACCGGGCUCAAGUGGAAUUGAAUGCAGCCAUAGUUGCGUGUGAAAUGGAAAUGAAGACAUCACUUGUUAAAAACAGUCAACCAAGCAAUAGCAAUUCAACAUAUUGCAACAAGAGGACGCUUGCAUUUUCUGGAGGAGGAAUCAACAUUGUAUGACUUCCCCUUCCCUUCUGAAGUAUUACAUUAAGGUUUUGCGAAUCUGGAUAGCCUAACCUAUUGCCUAGACAUUUUUCUGGACAUCUCAACAAGACUUAAAUCCCAAAUAGCUGGAGGAUGUACUAUGGUACAAACAACCCUGGCAGUUUUUAAAUUGCAAAGUCAGUGGCUCUUUGUAAGGAUUAAUAGGUGGCUAAGUAAUUGUAAAUGUAAAUGCAAGUCUGGCUGCACCUUUUGUCAUUAUUAUACUUGUCAUGGCCUGUAGUCUGCACUUUAGGUGUUGUUUUGGAUUUGCUUCCAUGAACUGAGAAAAAUAUUCCUGAAGCAAAUAUUUUUCUCCUUAGCAUUAUUUAUAAGGCUGACUAAUAAUAUACAGUAGAUCUUUAAUACUGAUGAAUCAGUGUAAAGUAUGCAACUUCAUGUACAUUACCCUUGAAUGUGCUUAGCUUUCAAAAUAUUUCUAGAAAGGAGUAUGUUCUCCCUUCUCAAUCAGGCAUCCAGCACAGGGAAGGCAAGAUAAGCACUUCCUAAGGAGGAGGAGGAAUCUCUCCUGGGAUCCAUAGUCAUUUUCCUGUCUGCGACAGGUUACAGGGUUUCCCUGUGGCUCUUGGGGGGGUGGUUUUGCUAUUUCGGAAACCAUUUGGUUCCCAUAUCUUGUUUUUUAAUUUGUGGAUGGGGUGGGGUGGGUAGAAGAACACCUUAUAUAAAUCUUUGGUUGAAUGUAUUUUUGUAAGCCACUGAAAUGUUGUGGAGCCAUUCAUAAUUUUUCACAUAAGUUUAAAAUCCUACAUUGUGGGACUGAAGUGCUCUUAUAUAACAUUUUAAGUUACACUGUGUAAUAUGCAAAGUAAAAGGGAAGCUAUGGAGUACCUAAUAGUGGCAAACAGUGUAAGGGAGAACAUGCAGAUGAAAUGCAAACCUUUGACUUGGCUUUACCAUCCUUGUGAGUAACAAAAGGGCUCUUCCUUUACAACCCCGUUUAUAAAAAUAGUUUUGGGGAGCAUAGAUCAGCUUCACUUUGUUCUGUGCACUGCAAGACUUACAAAACAGGAGGAACUAAAUCUCUGAAAAAACUAUGGUACUAGUCACGUGGCCUUUAUUUUAUAGGGAAGACCUUUUGGUUUUUCUUUUAUAAAAGCUUUAAAAAUCAACACAAUUCCUCCCUAAUACACUUUCCACUGAUCAUAAAAUUAUGCUUGUCUUGUAUGCAUUUUGCGCAGUACUUUGGAACUUCUACCAAUGGAGUGCUGUGAAGACUACAUGUGCUCCUUUCUUCUUUGCAUGUGUGCUAAACAUUUGCAAAAAUUAGGAAAAUAUAGGUUUUCCAUCUUAAAAAAAAUAAAUGACUAGAAAAUGGCAGAAAUGUCUUUGAGGCUCAGGAAACUGUAAAUGUUUUAAAAUGAAUAUACUUCAUAUGAUGCGAUGGACUCUCCACAGAAGGAUCAUUAAAUUGCUUCUUCAUAAGUGUGAAUGGACAGGAAUAAGCCUAAUUGUGCUUGUGUGUGUCAGUACCAUAAUUCUUUACAGAUGCAUAUUUGUAUACCUGAGUUAUGUACUCACAAAAA
Messenger RNA from Elgaria multicarinata webbii, 2702 nucleotides. It is a transcript of the gene TMEM64, whose product is annotated as transmembrane protein 64. Gene Ontology annotation, cellular component: endoplasmic reticulum. The coding region runs from base 34 to 1137 and encodes 367 amino acids. Gene Ontology annotation, biological process: positive regulation of osteoclast differentiation; regulation of cytosolic calcium ion concentration; positive regulation of bone resorption. The transcript is spliced from 3 exons. The record is from RefSeq and is a predicted model, not a curated record. Lineage: Eukaryota; Metazoa; Chordata; Lepidosauria; Squamata; Anguidae.